This is a messenger RNA of Ilyonectria robusta, 4036 nucleotides long. Its product is annotated as E1-E2 ATPase-domain-containing protein. Gene Ontology annotation, biological process: monoatomic cation transport; copper ion homeostasis. Gene Ontology annotation, molecular function: ATP binding; P-type divalent copper transporter activity; copper ion binding. NCBI's taxonomy places the organism in Eukaryota, Fungi, Ascomycota, Sordariomycetes, Hypocreales, Nectriaceae. The record is from RefSeq and is a predicted model, not a curated record. The coding region runs from base 494 to 3847 and encodes 1117 amino acids. The transcript has a single exon. Gene Ontology annotation, cellular component: membrane.
GACGAAGCUUACAGAACGCUCCCCUCCAUGCUGAUGCUGUCCGGCAUGUAUCAGGUGGCUUAUUGUGAGUGUUCUGCUGUUUUCCCGUUACUUUAGGUAAGCAGCCUCAUCUUUUAGCUCAACAAGCCCGAUUGGCCAACCGCUUGGCACUAGCCAACCACCAUCACACACCCUUGCGUGCGAGAUUUGUGCGGAUUUUGGGCGGCAUGACCCAAGUACUAAAAUGGCCACUCCCGACUCGAGAAAAUAAUAAUUCAUCAUUCUCUUGCACUCUCUGUCUCUGUGCUUUAUUCCAGCCCAUUCUUGCAGUGAGCCCUUCUUCUCACUUCAAAAAAAAAGCUCUCGGUCCUGGGACAAGGAGCUACGCAUUUAUCUGUUGCCCUUUUCAACAGUGACUUACAGCGUAUACUUCCUUCAUUCCCUUCACCUCACCCAUCACGGCUUCCUCACCUCCCUUCACCCCAACCCCCUUCCUCUCCGAGGAGCCUCAAUCAUGGCAUCAACCAACAUCGUCACAACGUCCUACCUGCUGGGUAACCUUCACUGCCCAUCCUGCGUGGCCCUGAUCCGCUCACUCCUGCACGACACGUACGGUGAGGAUGUGCUCUGGGUUUCACCAAACCUCGUCACCUCCGUCGUGACGGUCGAGCACAGAGAUGACUCUGUUGCUUCUGUGCGGAGCAUGGAGAAGACUCUGCAAGAUGCCGGUUUUGACAUCUACGGAGUUCACACCACCGCCGACACCACAGAUCUAGCACGCAGCUCACAAGUCGAACUGGGUGAGAGCAGUCGGGCCAUGGACCAGUCUAGUGGCCAUUUCAACUCUUGGUUUCGCAGUCUGUGGUUGAAGCAAUCUCCUUCGGUUAUGGAGUCAGCCAGGUCGGCCCACCUCGAGAACUGCGAAGAAUGUCGACGUGAAGCAGCAAAAGGCGACGUCCCAGGACAAGACGCCGGCAAAGGACAACUAGUUAAAGUCACAACUGCAAACUCCGAGUACUCCGAGGCAGACAACAUGUCAUACCCCCUCCAACAAAUCGUCGUGGAAACAGAACGCCCAUCUUCGUCGUGGCGGGUCACGCUCUCCGUCGGCGGCAUGACCUGUGCUGUCUGCGUCAACACCAUCAGCGAUGAACUCAAGAAAAACCCUUGGAUCUCCAACGUUGCUGUGAACCUCGUCAUGAACAGUGCCACGGUCGAAUAUACUGACGAAAGUCGAACCCAAGACAUUGUCGACGCUAUCGAAGACUUGGGGUACGAUGCCACAAUUGACCAGGUCACCAAUCUUGAUGAGCAACGGCCGUCGGCAGAUGGACGGGAUAUUGAGAUCAAGGUUGACGGCAUCUUCUGCUCCCGAUGUCCUGAGCGGAUCAGCAUGACUCUGAAGAGCCUCGGCCCCAACCGACUCGAGAUUCUCCAGGAGCCUUCCCCCACGAACCCAAUUCUCAAACUCCACUACACACCCGACACACCAAACUUCACCAUCCGGCACAUCUUGCGAGCCAUUGAGGCUGCUGACACGUCCCUCCGUACUUCGAUUUACCAUCCUCCAACCCUCGAGGAACGAUCCAGAGCCAUCAGAGAAAAGCAACACCGUUCGCUUUUGAUGCGCGAGAUUCUAACCAUCAUCGUCGCCAUUCCUACCUUUAUCCUCGGUAUAGUCUAUAUGAGCCUACUGCCUGAUUCGAAUCAUGGAAAGAUGUAUCUCAUGGAGCCCUGGGCCUCGGGUCUCACCCGCCUCGAUAUUGCCCUAUUCAUACUUGCCACUCCCGUCUACUUCCUAGCCGCCGACGUGUUCCACGUCCGAGCAAUCAAGGAGGUGCGAACCAUAUGGCGCUCGGGGAGUCGGAUCCCUGUAAUUCAACGAUUCUAUCGAUUCGGUAGCAUGAACAUGCUGGUCUCGCUGGGCACGAGCAUUGCCUACUUCUCCUCCAUUGCGCAGAUGAUUGUGGCCGCUGUCUCCAACCGAAAACACCACGGCUCAGGGGCGGAAUUUUAUUUCGACUCGGUCGUCUUCUUGACACUAUUCCUGCUGGCAGGAAGAUUGAUUGAGGGGUAUAGCAAGUCCAAGACCGGCGAUGCAGUGGAGUUGCUGGGAAAGCUACGGCCAACCACUGCCCUCCUUCUCGAGAAGGACAAGACCGGGGCUCAGGCGACGACGACGAUACCGAUCGACCAGCUGGAUGCUGGCGAUGUGAUACGGGUGCCCCAUGGCGCAUCCCCUGCUGCGGAUGGUAUCAUCGUUACCGGCGAGACGACCUUCGACGAGUCGAGUCUCACCGGCGAGUCCCGACCCAUCAAGAAGUCGGAAGGCGAUCAGGUGUUUGCAGGUACUGUUAACAAGGCGUCGGCCAUUACUGUGCGCGUUACUGGAACCUCAGGUCGAUCGAUGCUAGACCAGAUUGUCCAGGUAGUUCGGGAGGGCCAAACGAAGCGCGCUCCCAUCGAGCAGAUUGCGGACGUCCUAACAACCUACUUCGUCCCCGUCAUUACACUCAUCGCCAUCACCACCUGGGUCGUCUGGAUGGCUCUCGGCUAUUCGAACAUGAUUUCAGACAGGGAAGGAGACUCGGCAGGCGGUUGGGUUGCCUUCGCUUUCCAGUUUGCCGUUGCAGUGUUCGUCGUCGCAUGCCCAUGUGGCCUCGCACUCGCAGCUCCGACGGCCAUUUUCGUUGGCGGCGGCAUCGCGGCCAAGCACGGUAUCCUUGCCAAGGGAGGUGGCGAGGCCUUUGAGAAGGCGAGCAAGAUUGAUUGCGUCGUGUUUGAUAAGACGGGUACCAUCACUGAGGGCGGAGAGCCGCAGAUUACCGAUGCUGCCAUCUUCCCGAAUAGCGAACAGGCUACCGAGGACGAACGUCGCACGCUCAUGUCGGUUCUCAAGGCGGUUGAGGAGAACAGCAGCCAUCCUAUCGCCACUGCCAUUGUCGCAUUUUGCGGCGCCGAUACUCGCGCGGCCGAGGUUGCGGGACUGGAGGAAUUGCCCGGAAAGGGGAUGAAGGCGACUUACACGGACAAUGCAAACGAGGUUUCUGAGAUGCUCGUGGGCAACGAACUCCUGAUGCGUGAUGCUUCGGUCAGUCUCUCGCCUCGUGUCUCUUCUCUCCUCGAGACUUGGAAAUCAGAAGCCAAGUCCAUUGCUCUAGUGGCAACGAAGUCAUCCACCGACGACUCGUGGACACUCGUCGCUGCGCUCUCCAUCUCGGAUCCGAUCCGCCGCGAGGCCAGCUCCGUGAUCAAGGCCCUCAUCUCCCGCGGAACCCAAGUCUGGAUGCUCUCUGGCGACAACGCAACGACGGCCCGCGCCGUGGCGCAGCUCGUCGGCAUCCCAGCCGACAACGUCCUCGCCGAGGUGCUCCCCUCGGACAAGGCAGCGCAGAUCACGUCGCUCCAGGCAUCGCUUCACGCAAGGGGCUCAACUUCACGACGGGCCACGGUGGCGAUGGUCGGCGACGGCAUCAAUGACGCGCCCGCCUUGGCCACGGCCGAUGUAGGCAUCGCCAUCGGUUCCGGCAGCGACGUUGCCAUCAGCAGCGCGGCGUUUGUGCUGGCUACGUCUCGGCUGGGUGCGGUGGUCACGCUGCUGGACCUCAGCCACGCCGUGUUCCGCCGCAUCCGAGCCAACUUUGCCUGGGCUGUCAUCUACAACCUGCUCGCGGUGCCGGUCGCCGCGGGGUGCCUGUACCCGAUUACGACGUCAGAGGGCAAACAUGUGCGGCUGGAUCCCGUGUGGGCGGCGUUGGCGAUGGCCUUGUCGAGCAUCAGCGUGGUGUUGAGCAGCCUAAGUCUGCGGACGAGGGUGCCGGGACUUGGGUUCAGGUACAACAAGGGUGCGCAUGGGGCGGAGGAGUGAUACUAUCUGAUGUGGCUUUGUGUCUCUGUCUACGGAGGACCGGCGUCAAGGUGUUGUUUGUUUGCUUGCUUGUUGGCUUGUGCAAAGGGACCCUGGUUGUUGGGUUGGCCUGAACGAAUUAGGAAGAUAAUUACUCGAUACGAAUACUGAGCAUUCACUAAUACCAGUCUGAUCAAUCACACAUGUCAA